AUGUUACGCGCCUGUCGCCGGUUUUGUGCGGCGGGGGCGGCGGCGGCCCCCACAUCGGCCGACAUCGCUGCCGCCUUCCGUGUGUUGGGACUUGACGCCGGCAACCCGCAGCACGCCACCAGCGAGCGGGUGCGGGCGCAGUAUUUGCACCUCGCGAGGCUGCAUCACCCCGAUUUGAGUAGUGGCGACGACCAAAAAAUGAAAGUUGUCAACACGGCGUACGAGAUGCUGCAGAGAAGCGGUGUGCUUAAUGCGCCCCUCAGCAAGAGGAGGUCCGAGCAGAGUGCGGAGGAGAAGCGUGAGGGUGGCGGCACGGGGGAGACGCGGUUUGCGGCCAAGGCGAAGCUGCGGCGGCGUCGCGUGCCGGAUGACUUUGCGGAUGGCGACACGUGGAGCAUGAAGUCCACGCUGGAGUGGGAGACGUGGAUGAACUCCACGUUUGGCCUCAACAGCGUGAGUGACGAGGAGCUGCGGAAUCCCGCAAACCACCCGUUUAGUCACAGCAAGUUCUUCACCUUCGAGGACGACACCGCCAUUUAUCGCAUGCUGCGUGGCGGAGCGACGGUCCGACAGGUCGCCCGGACCCUCGGGAAGUCCCCCACAUUUGUGGAGCGGCGGCUUCAUAAUGCGCAGUUCAAGCAGCGCAUUCAGUACGUCCUACGACAUGAGCGACGACUCCGUCAGCAGCCGCAGCAGGGGGCGCAUUCAGGCGGAAAGACGAAGACGACGGCAGCAGCAGCAACCGCAGGCGGCGAUGGGCGGCGAAAGAAGGAAUGGGAGCCGACCAUUCCAAACUUCGAUUCUCCCACCUUCUUUGAAGAGAUGAGUUUGGAAGAAAAGGGGAUUCAUGCAGGAUUGUUGCGGGAAGAGGAGCGGCAACAGCACGUGCCACUUUCAUGGACGCGAGUCGCAUCAAAAGUAGGACAGUCAUACGCAAACUACGCACGAUUUGCAGGAAAACCAAGGAGCAAACCAUAA
Messenger RNA from Trypanosoma cruzi, 978 nucleotides. RefSeq lists its product as uncharacterized. The coding region runs from base 1 to 978 and encodes 325 amino acids. The transcript has a single exon. The record is from RefSeq and is a predicted model, not a curated record. NCBI's taxonomy places the organism in Eukaryota, Euglenozoa, Kinetoplastea, Trypanosomatida, Trypanosomatidae.